GUAAUUCUACAUAUGGCAACAAAGCCUUUGUUGUGGAAGUUACGAACUCCUGAAACAGUAACGUCUGGGACGAAAGCCCUAGCUUAUAGUCCGUAACCACAAUGAGCCUUAGGUGUUUGUUCGUGGUUUCUAUAACGGAAUCAAAGCUCCUUUUCUACAGAAUAUUCCCCACUGUCGAAAAACGUUGGAAAAAUGAACACCCAAACUUCGCCAACCUAUGCCUUCCCAAUGACCAAGAAUUAUUGGAUCCAUUAUUAAACGAACUUGGAAUCCUGAAUCCCAACCUCUUUCAGGUUACCAGGGAUUCUUGUCAGAAAAAGCUUCAGGCACCUCUUUUUUGGAUUCCAUUUGGUUUUAACUGUCAAAUCUUUUGGCCAGUUAUAGUUGUUGAGUGCCUCCAAAAUCGCUUAUUAUGCGGUGUUCCAUACUUGGAUCAAAAUCUGCAACCAACUGGAAAUCAACAAUCAGUGUGUGUUGCGAGGUCAUGUGAUGUUGUAAUAGUUUUGGAAUUGCUUUCCAAGCUUGCUCAUCUUACUCAGCUGCCACCAAGUAAAAUGGCUGACCAGCUCAAUGGAACCGUCCAGCGAUGGCUUCCUUUCGGGAGGGCCAGUGGUCACCAACAGCUAGAGCUACGAAGCCUGGUCCCGGCCUCACAAAGAACGAUGUGGCUAAGAUCGAAGCCAAAAAUUGAACUAUAUAUAAAGGAAGAGGUUCGAAUGAUAGCGUCAAAUCUCUCAUUUAAAGCAGACGCGUACGGAACUAUUUAUCUGACGGUAGAUCCAGAUGCCGAGUGCAGUCAUAACAUCAAACUAGAAUUGGGCUUUAGCAAGCUACCUGGAAUACCAUCCGUGCUCUUUCAUCCAAGUGCUCUCGCACAGUGGGAAAAGGCUGUUUGUCACAUAAACAUCCAGCAGCUUCAGGAGAAAACCUUUCCUCUCUGCCAUUAUAGCUUUCCCCUAGAAAUGCCACCUAUUCAACCUUUGCUGAAAAUCCGAAUAGGAGAGCUAGGUAAAGUUUCUAUUUUCGUUCAACUACAUCUUGGUGCCACCAUGAGGAAUACGCUGAAUCGGCUGGAGGUCCGUUUACCCGUACCAACCGGUAAUCGUAUUGCUCGAAUCCUAUCGGCUACCAGUCUUGGCUUAGUAUCAUUGAUCAAAGAUGGUACUCAGCUUUUAUGGAAUCUUGGUGCUUCUGCCUCAUCGUCGUCCAAUCCAAAGUUGAAGGACGAUUUGACUUUAAAUGUCGACGUCGUUAUGGAGAAACUCGAAGCGUCGCUUGUGAAUACCUAUGCUCUUAUAUUGUUCACGUCAGCAGUCUCCGUCUCCGGAGCACAUCUAUCUUUGCUACAACCAACGGAAUUCAAAUUAGUAUCAACAUCAGAUCUAAAGAGCUCCACCUACCGCAUAUGGAAUCAAGACGCCGAAGAAAUCGUUUAAAAUUUUUGAUCAGUUCAUCUUGAAACCCAUUCUCCUUCCCAUGCAUGUCGUUUUAAGGAUAAGGUUCUUCCUUAGAAAAUGACACUCAUCAUGGUGUUGCUCAUCAAAUUUCAUCUAGCUUAGUCUACCUACUCGAUGGAUUUCUUGAUUAUUUUGUUUCACAGCUAUGAAUUAACUUUUGAGAAACUUGUUUACCAUAUCCAUUUGUUUUGGCAACUACAACAAUAA
Molecule: messenger RNA, 1664 nt
Organism: Daphnia carinata
Lineage: Eukaryota; Metazoa; Arthropoda; Branchiopoda; Diplostraca; Daphniidae
Exons: 6
Coding region: 102-1436 (444 amino acids)
Biological process (GO): endosomal transport
Cellular component (GO): lysosome; AP-type membrane coat adaptor complex; cytosol
Source: RefSeq, a predicted model, not a curated record